AUGAAUGUCAAGUAUGCCAAGGAGUGUGGGUUUUCAGUCAGGAAAGGUACUACAAAGACAAACUCUAAAGGUGUGUUACAUAUUAAGUAUUACUUGUGUACGAGAUCUGGGUUAUAUAAGGACAAGAAGGUUGAUACGUUGGACCCCAAUCAAAAGGAGCGAUUAGUGCGAUCCAACUUUUCAAAGAGGACUGAUUGUGGUGCACUGUUAGGUGUAACUUUUGAGGAUGGAUCAUGGAAGGUGUAUAAGUUUGUCGAGGAGCACAACCAUUAUCUUGUUGAGCGUCCUGAUAAGCAUUUUCUUCCAACUGAACAACACCUCACUCAGCUCCAGAAGCAUGUUAUACACGGCAUGUCUAAGCUGAAUGUGGGUCCCGUGAAGGCGUUUAAUGUUAUGAAGACUUGUUUUGGCAGUUUUGAAGAUGUGGGUGUAAGUAAAGUUGAAUUUAAGAACUAUAAGAGGCAAAUUAACUUGUUUAUAGGGGAAUAUGACGCCGAUAUGGUUGUGAGACAUUUGAAUGAAAAACAACACAUUCUUAGACUAAUUUCUCGUAUGAUUGCUUCACAGACUAAGAGAAUCAUACUCUAUGGUGUUUGUACCGGUAUAGACAAUCAUCACUGCAAUGUUACAUUUGGUGCAGCAUUAUUGGCGUCGGAAACUGCUGAUACGUAUAUUUGGUUGUUGAGAGUUUUUCUAAAAGCUGUUGGUUCUCAACCAAAAUUUGUCGUCACUGACCAAGAUCCAUCAAUGAAGAAGGCUAUUUCUAUUGUUGGUGUUAGGCUAUGCAAUUCCACCAAUUUUAAAGAACGUAUUUGUGGUGUUGUGUGGAUGGAUAUUCUCACACCUGAAGAGUUUGAAUCAGAAUGGGAAGCAGUUAUCGCAGAGUUCAAUUUAGCAGAUAAUGACUGGCUAUCUGAUAUUUUUGCACUCAGGGAAUCUUGGAUCACUUCAUACUAUAGAAUGGAAGAGAUGUCGGGUCUUAUACGACCGACAUCGAGGUCGGAGAGUAAUGUUCCGGAAUUUCCAAAACAGUACAUUCUGAAUAGAUGGCACAAAGAGGCUUCCCCAAAUUGUUCUCCCCAAUUCUCAAUUAGUCGGGAAUACAUGACCGAACUUGACCCCGAUGUGCAAAAGGAGCUAUCCUUAUACAAGGAUCAUGUUCAAUCUUAUAUGAAGAAGGUUCAAGAUAUGCAGAUUGUUGCUCCUCCCGCUAGUACUACGGAUAGAUUUGCCGAGAUAACUGGUCAAUACAAAAAUGACAAGAAUCCAAUAAGAGUCCCUGUUGGAUAUAAAUCCAAAGGUUCUGGUUCUCGGAAGCGCCUGAAAUCUAAACAGGAGAUAGCAAUCGAGAAAAAGAAAUCAAAGUCGAAACCCGGGGCCAAAGAAAGACAGUGUCAGAACUGCAAAGCAUAG
This is a messenger RNA of Helianthus annuus (common sunflower), 1413 nucleotides long. Its product is annotated as protein FAR1-RELATED SEQUENCE 5-like. NCBI's taxonomy places the organism in Eukaryota, Viridiplantae, Streptophyta, Magnoliopsida, Asterales, Asteraceae. Gene Ontology annotation, biological process: regulation of DNA-templated transcription. The record is from RefSeq and is a predicted model, not a curated record. The transcript has 6 exons. Bases 1 to 1413 code for a protein of 470 amino acids.